Molecule: messenger RNA, 1014 nt
Organism: Alnus glutinosa
Lineage: Eukaryota; Viridiplantae; Streptophyta; Magnoliopsida; Fagales; Betulaceae
Exons: 2
Coding region: 1-1014 (337 amino acids)
Source: RefSeq, a predicted model, not a curated record
AUGAAUGCUCUUUUGACUGCAGCCUUCACGCCCGAAGAAGUAAACCAAGCCUUAUUUCAGAUGCAUCCAUUAAAAUCACUUGGACCAGACGGCUUUAGAGCAAGCUUCUAUCAGACACAUUGGCAGAUUGUUGGUGAUGAGGUUAGAAAGGCUGUUUUGGAUUUCCUAAAUUUUGGUGUUCUUGAUCAUGCCAUAAAUUCUACUUUUAUUGCCCUAAUCCCUAAAACUUCUAAUGCUUCUUGUGUUAACAACAUUUUGGUCAUGUACGAAGCUCUUCACUUCAUGGAUACUCGUAUGAAGGGUAGAAAGGAUUACAUGACUGUGAAGUUGGAUAUGAGUAAAGCAUAUGACCGUGUGAAAUGGUCGUUUCUUGAAGCAAUGAUGAAGCGCCUAGGUUUUGCAGAGGGUUGGAUUGCCAUAAUCAUGACAGGUGUUCGUAGUGUGACCUAUUCAGUUUUGGUGAAUGGAGCACCUCAUGGUAACAUUAUCCCUUCCCGGGGUUUACAACAGGGGGAUCUGCUAUCUCCUUAUCUUUUUCUAUUGGUGGCAGAGGGACUUAGUUCGUUGCUUGUCCGAGCAGAGAUGGAAGGCAGAAUUAUAAGGUUUCCCUUCUCUUUUAGGGGGACUCGAAUCAGCCAUUUAUUUUUUGUUGACGACAGCUUACUCUUUUGCCGGGCAAAUUUUAACGAAUGGGGGAACAUUUUGGGGAUCCUGAAAGUGUAUGAGGAAGCAUCAGGUCAAAAGCUCAAUGCGGCCAAGACCUUGAUUUAUUUCAGUAAAAAUACUAGGGCGAAAUUUAAAGAAUUCCUGCCCUCCUCUGCUGGAAUUUCUGCAACCUCUAGAUAUGAGAAGUAUUUGGGACUCCCAUCCUUGGUUGGGAGGUCAAAGACAAAGACUUUUGCUGGGAUUGAAAGCAGGGUACGCAAGAAACUAGAUGGGUGGAAAGAAAAAUUCCUUUCACAGGCGAGCAAAGAGAUUCUCAUCAAAGCGGUGGUUCAAGCCAUUCCCACCUAA